CGGUCGUCCGGCAAGCCUUGCCGCGCGGCGCUGCAACUGCCCGUGCACAAGUUCGGAAUACUAGGAUACUCUUACUCUAGUACACCGACACUCCGCAUCUGGGACAUGGUGCCCGCCGACAUGCGCGUCCUCAUGCUCAUCUCCUCCAUGCUCCGCGUCGAGCAGGGGUCGCUCACGGGUGAGACCAACUCCAUCAACAAGACUGCGCAUGCCGUGCCGGCCGAGGACGCUGACAUCUAGGCCAAGGAGUGCAUGGUGUUCGCGGGCACCACCGUCGUCAAUGGCAGCGCCGUCUGCCUCGUCGUGUGCACCGGGAUGGCCACCGAGAUUAGCAAGAUCAACUCUGGUGGUCUUCUCUCGUUCGCCUCAUUCCUUACCGACUCACACGCUCCGUCCGCAAAACAGGUGGUCUGUCUCAUAUCUCUCUCUCUCUCUCUCUCUCUCUCUCUCUCUCUCUCUCUCUUGCCUUGCAGGUGGCCACCGUUGCGGAGCUGGACGAGAUCUCUGGGCAGCCCGCCACAUAGCUUGCAGCCCUGGACCCUGGUUCUUGCCACUGAUGCGGCACCUCCUGGUUCAGCAUGAACGUAUUGCAUGAUAGGUGUUUGAUAAAUUGUCAGGAUGGGCUCAUGAACAGAGUGGCUGAUCAGUUUACCUGAUUAAGAAGGGGAUUUAGCUUUCCAGUACAGAUAUUGGUGUGGUUUGGCCUUGCCUUUCCGCAUAUAGUGGUUCGGUUGGCUGUCGCAGGAGGACGACAACACGCCGCUCAAGAAGAAGCUCAACGAGUUCGGCGAGGCACUCACCAAGAUCAUCGGCCUCAUAUGCAUCCUCGUGUGGCUCAUCAAUGUCAAGUACUUCUUGACCUUCGAGCUCGACGGAUGGGUGCCCAGGAACAUACGCUUUUCGUUUGAGAAGUGCACAUACUACUUUGAGAUCGCCGUGGCGCUUGCCGUCGCCGCCAUACCUGAAGGAUUUCCUGCCGUGAUCACCACAUGCCUCGCCCUCGGAACCAGGAAGAUGGCCGCCAAGAAUGCGCUCGUGAGAAAGCUUCCCAGUGUGGAGACUCCGGGCUGCACCACUGUGAUCUGCUCUGACAAGACUGGGACACUGACCACCAACCAGAUGUCAGUCUCAAAGCUCGCUGCGAUCGGUGAUGCCCCAGGGAAAGUUAGGAGCUUCAAGGUGGACGACACGUCGCAUGAUCCCCGUGAUUGCAAAAUUUACUACUGGCCUGCAAGGAGGAUGUAUGCAAAUCUUGAGAUGAUUGCGAAGGUUGUCGCUGUGUGCAAUGAUGCCAGUGUCUCACAUUAUUCAAACCAGUAUGUUUCCACCAGAAUGCCGACCGAGGCUGCUUUAAAGGUCUUGGUUGAGAAAAUGGGAGUACCUGAAGGAAAGAACGGUCUGUCGAUGGAUCCGCCCGAGACAUUAGUUUGGAGGUGAGACGUUGAUGCCCUUUGUGCUGUUGGAGGCUGUUGGGUACUGUUGGUGCCGUUUGG
Molecule: messenger RNA, 1493 nt
Organism: Triticum aestivum (bread wheat)
Lineage: Eukaryota; Viridiplantae; Streptophyta; Magnoliopsida; Poales; Poaceae
Product: calcium-transporting ATPase 1, endoplasmic reticulum-type-like
Exons: 4
Coding region: 1015-1437 (140 amino acids)
Molecular function (GO): nucleotide binding
Source: RefSeq, a predicted model, not a curated record